Molecule: messenger RNA, 1761 nt
Organism: Fusarium coffeatum
Lineage: Eukaryota; Fungi; Ascomycota; Sordariomycetes; Hypocreales; Nectriaceae
Exons: 1
Coding region: 1-1761 (586 amino acids)
Source: RefSeq, a predicted model, not a curated record
AUGAGGUUCUCUGGUUUUAUCGCUGGCCUCAGCCUUGGUCUCUUGACUGCUGUCUCUGCAAGCCCAGCAGCCUUUCCCGCUCCAGCCUCGAUCCCCGACGCUGCUCCUGUCUCACCUGCUUCACCAGCCAUUGAAGAGCGAGCAGCCAAAGUCACCGUUGCUGUUUCCUCUGGCACGAUCAUAGGCUCUAGCUCUGGAAAGGUUGAUUCUUUCAGAGCCAUUCCUUUCGCGGAUCCACCAGUUGGUUCUCUACGUCUCAAACCUCCAAAGAAACUAUCCAAGCCUUUGGGAAAGUUUGACGCUUCAGGACUCACUGGCCCAGCAUGCCCUCAAAUGUUCAUCUCGAGUGGUGGCCAGGAUGUCAUCACGGAGUUCCUCUCCGACUUCCUGGCUCUCCCUUUCCUUACGCCCAUCACUGGCCAAGAGGACUGUCUCACCAUGACUGUCCAGCGACCCGCCGGUACUAAAGCUGGCGACAAGCUUCCUGUGCUGUUCUGGAUCUUUGGUGGUGGCUUCGAAUUGGGCUCGAGUGCUAUGUAUGACGGCACCAGCCUCUUGGGUACUGCCAUGGACCAGGAUCAGCCUUUCAUCUACGUUGCUGUCAACUACCGAGUUGCUGGCUUCGGAUUCAUGCCCGGCGCUGAGAUCAAGAAGGAUGGAAGUUCCAACCUGGGUCUGCUCGACCAGAGAAUGGGACUUGAAUGGGUUGCGGAUAACAUUGCCUCCUUUGGUGGUGAUCCUGAAAAGGUCACUAUCUGGGGAGAGUCUGCAGGUGCCAUCUCCGUACUGGAUCAGAUGUGUCUCUAUGGUGGCGAUGCCAAUUACAAGGGUAAGCCUCUUUUCCGAGGCGCAAUCAUGAAUUCGGGCAGUGUUGCUCCCGCUGAGCCUAUAGACAGUGCUAAAGGCCAAGCUAUCUACGACGCGGUUGUCAAGGAGGGUGGCUGCUCUGAUGCUUCUGAUAGCCUCGAAUGUCUCCGCGAGCUACCCUAUGACAAGUUCCUCAACGCUGCCAACUCUGUCCCAGGGCUGUUGUCAUACAAUUCCCUAGCUCUAUCUUACCUCCCUCGACCAGACGGAAAGGUUCUUCCUGAUAGCCCAGACGUGCUGAUUGCAUCGGGACGUUACUACGCAGUUCCCAUGAUCAAUGGAAAUCAGGAAGACGAAGGAACUCUCUUUGCACUAUUCCAACCCAACUUGACUACCACAGCCAAAUUCGUCGACUACUUGCAAAAGUUAUUUUUCAACAAGGCCUCAAAGCAGCAGUUAACCGCUCUGGUGAACACAUAUCCCACCACCCUCAGCACAGGCAGUCCAUAUCGCACAGCGCUCCUCAAUGAAGUUUUCCCCGGCUUCAAGCGCCGCGCCGCCGUCUUUGGCGAUCUUGUCUUCUCCCUCACUCGCCGUGUCUUCCUGCAAAUCGCCGCCGACAAGAACCCAGACGUACCUGCGUGGUCCUACCUCGCAAGCUACAACUACGGAACCCCUAUCCUAGGAACAUUCCACGGUUCUGAUCUCCUUCAAGUGUUCUACGGUCUUCUGCCGAACAACGCCAUGCGAAGUAUUCGAACAUACUACUUCAACUUCUUAUACAACCUUGAUCCUAACAAGGGCGUUACCAAGUAUGCCAAGUGGCCCGAGUGGAAGGAGAGUAAGAAGCUCAUGUGGUUUGAGACGGCGAACAAAAAUAGCAUCAUCAACGAUGACUUUAGAAAGGACUCGUAUGAAUGGAUUGCUAACAAUGUGGAUGUUCUAGUUGUAUGA